AUGGGGCUGGUGUCGCAUUCUGGCUCUGUCGUAAUAGAGCGGCGGCUCAGUCAGAACGUGAUGAGCUACAUCCAGUGGAUCUGUGAGACAGAGGUUUGCCUUGAGAUCUACAGAGGAUUAUAUCCUAAACUCAGGUCGGCCUGUGGUAGUGGGGAUGUGUCUGUUGUGGUGCAUGACACCAGUGCAGAGCUCCAUUUGAGUUCCAGUCCAGGUGACCCGAGUGUGACCCUGUCCAGGCUGGAAGGCCCGCAGGCCACAAAGGAAGUGAAGGAGCUGCUGUUCAGGAUGGCUGACAGCCUCACUCAGCCUGACAGUGGAUCCCCCUCCGUCAGUCCAGUGAAAAAUCACCAAAGGCGGCCCACAGCUUACAGAGAUGAUAUCUUUUCUUCAGAGUUUGAACCCCAACAGCAGCAGAAUGGUGCUCCAUCAGUGACGACGAAGAAACGACUUCCAGGGGCUUCUCUCAUCAACCCAGGAACUAAAAAAAAGCGGCAAGCGACUGGCGUGGCCUUCGAUGAUGUAGAUGAAGACUGAUCCUCCAGACAACACAGUGUUCUCACAUUGUGGCUGCACAAACAAAGAUGAAUGUUCUUUUAAUCCACUAACACAACAUUAUGAAUUUGUUGCUUUUUAAAUCACAGCAUGUAUGUAUCUACUUUCAUGGCAUAUGAUAUUAAUAAAAACCGGACUAUUGAUUUUGAA
Sebastes umbrosus (honeycomb rockfish) is the source of this 702-nucleotide messenger RNA. RefSeq names its product PAXX non-homologous end joining factor (gene paxx). Gene Ontology annotation, biological process: double-strand break repair via nonhomologous end joining. Gene Ontology annotation, molecular function: molecular adaptor activity. Gene Ontology annotation, cellular component: nucleus; site of double-strand break; nonhomologous end joining complex. The record is from RefSeq and is a predicted model, not a curated record. Bases 1 to 534 code for a protein of 177 amino acids. NCBI's taxonomy places the organism in Eukaryota, Metazoa, Chordata, Actinopteri, Perciformes, Sebastidae. The transcript is spliced from 6 exons.